GAGGCGCUAUGGCCGAGACCGCGCCCGUCCCUGCGCCCGACGUCGCCGCUGCCGCAGCCCAGGCCCCGGCCAAGGCUGCGGCCGCCGCCAAGAAGCCGAAGAAGGCGGCGGGCAGCUCCAGAGCCCGCAAGGCGGCGGGUCCCAGUGUCACCGAGCUGAUCACCAAGGUCGUGUCCGCCUCCAAGGAGCGCAAGGGGCUCUCGCUCGCCGCGCUCAAGAAGGCGCUGGCCGCCGGCGGUUACGAUGUCGAGAAGAGCAACAGUCGUAUUAAGCUGGGGCUCAAGAGCCUGGUCAGCAAGGGCACCCUGGUGCAGACCAAGGGCACCGGCGCCUCCGGUUCCUUUCGUCUUAGCAAGAAGCCCGGCGAAGUGAAGGAAAAAGCCCCCAAGAAGCGGGCAGCAGCUGCCAAGCCCAAGAAGCCGGCAGCCAAGAAGCCCAAGAAAGUGGUGACAGCGAAGAAGAGCCCCAAGAAAGCCAAGAAACCGGCGGCCGCCGCGGCCAAGAAAGCGGCCAAGAGCCCCAAGAAGGUGACCAAGGCUGCCAAGCCCAAAAAAGCGGCGGCAGCGGCGAAGAGGCCGGCCAAACCGAAGGCGGUGAAGCCCAAGGCAGCUAAGCCCAAGGCGGCCAAGCCCAAAGCAGCCAAGGCGACGAAGGCGGCGCCCAAGAAGAAAUAAAUCGUUCUGAAAAAAUUUUGUCUGCUUUGCAGAUAAAGCCAACGGCUCUUUUAAGAGCCACCCAAGCUUUCCCAGUAAGAGUUGAAAUGCUUUAUUUAAGUUCAUGUUGUGUGGGUGUGCGUGUAAUCUUUAUUUCUGUUCUUCAGCAUUACUCCUGCUUAAUCAAGGUGGUUCCGGUAAGAACACAAACUUUCUCGCUCUUGUUCCCGCAGGUGCCGGGCGGCACCGCAGCAGCGUUCACCGCUGUACGGCUCCUUUCAACACAGCCGGGCGGGCGUGGGUGCAAACAGGUUCCCGGUAGCCGCAAGAAAUCGGUGCGAGCCCAAAGUCCCCGUGGAAGUCGGGCAGCGCUCACGGCGGGUGUGUGUGUGUGCUGCAGCUCCCCGUAGCUUCUCUCCGAUCAGCCGGGGGCGAAGAGCCGCGCUCGGAAGCGCUCCCGCCCGCUCCCCGGAGCUUUACCGGUUUCGAAAAGCCCGCGCUGCGCAGAGGUUGGCCGCGAUUCUCGGGCUUUUCUUGUGUACAGCAGUUUUCGGGUUAAACAGCCGCUCCACUUUUUUUUUUUUCACUCGGCGGAAGAGGUUUAUGAACUUCCUGGGUACGUGCUCGCUACCCCUUCCGUGGGCUUUUUCACUCCCAGUCCACUUCUGUCCCCUGCAAACUCGUCCCUUCCCUGGAAAUCGCAGGACAAGCGGGGUCCGAAAGGACACGGGUAUUUCGAGGAGCCUUGCGAGAAGUCCUUGGUGCUGCCCGCCGGUCCUUGGCCGGGUGCCGGGGGCUCAUUUUGGCAACGGAGACGCUGGCAGCGGCAAUAUCCCAACAGCCCGAAUUCCUGAGCUCACAUGCCUGGGCCCCUGUUUGGGAUGGAGAUGUACCUACCAGACCUUCAUAGUUACCAUAAGCAAAGGGUGUUGGGAGUCACACCCACAAAUUCUCGAAGGGUUUCACCCAACUAGGUGCCCUGACCGGAGGAGAGUGGGUCAACUGUGAUUUUCCAGCCCGCUACAACUAGUCAGGGGGGAGUAGAUUUUGACUGGGUAUGGUCAAACAGCAGGUACGCUGCUGUAGCAAAUGUGAUAUUCAUGCUUAAUUUAUCUUUUUACAGCUGACCCCAAAAAGGCAAAACCCAGUUACAGUAGCGUGGGCAAAACUGUAUCACACAUAUCCAUGCUAAUUUGAAUUGACCUCGGUGGGACGGCCCUGGAAUAAACAUUUCGGCCCCUGGAAUGAGUCAGAGUAAUGACGGCAGUUCACUCUUGGCCUGUUGCAACUUACCCUCCCUGCUCGCUUGGGGAAGGGAUCAGGGCAUUUCUUUCCCUUUUCUGAGAGGUAAGGGGGAAAACUCCAAUUACUGUAACUGUUCUUUAAGAAAAUUCAGUUGGAGCAGUUACCUACCUUGGCUACUGCAGUAGUUGAGAUUUAGAAAAUCAGUGCAUUACUGAACACAAGUGGUGAUGGAGAGCACUGGCCUAUGUACAAUAAUACCAGUCUAAAAUACCGUUACAAGCAAAGAGUACAUAGCUGUGGCUUCAGCUGAAUGGACUUUAUAGUCCUUAGCUGGAGAUAGCUGCCAAAUAAUGUACGAGAUUGUUCUACGCUACGAACAAGAAGUGUAUGUGUAUGCAGGAACACUGAACGGACUCUGUACAGGCUCCAGUGGAUAUAUUGUCCAGUACAGGGACAAAAUUAACAUCAAGCCAAAAAAUCCCACUAAACUUGUAAAGCUGAGCUGGGUAGCCUAGCAUAGAUAGCCACUGGAUAAUUUUUUUCCCAACUGGAAAAAGUGAGUACAGUGACAAAGAACAAGAGUGCUCUGAGAAAAAUCAGCUUUCAGGGACAAAUGUAAUGUCAUGUCUAUGCCAAUUGCACACUGGCGUAUCAGUCAGUACCCCUAAUUCAUUGUUUCUCAUCCUCCUUCCCCUUUAGUCUGUGCACUGCUAACCCUGUGGAUGCCAGCUCGUCUCAGCUGAGCAUGCACAACUCCACACUGAUUGUCCCUCAGAAAUAGCUUAUCUUGAAUUACUGAGUCACUGCCACAGUGUUUGAUCACUCAUCAUCUUCAACAGGCCACUUUCCAGCUUCCUAGGAGCCGUUUCCUAUUCUGGUCAUAAGAGAAGUUGAUAUCCUAAGAAAAAAAUCCUGGGAUACUACUCUGCUGUCAUGGUUCAAAUUUCUAGCUAACCUGCUGAGCUGAGGUUGAAGCAUGUGAUUUAUGAUUGCAGUGGAGAGGGAACAUAUCUUACUCUUGUAUGACAUCCUUUUUGGAUAUCUGGGCAUUAAUUUAUUUCCCAGGACAUCUCCAUGGCCAUGCAGCUUCUAUUUACUGAACUUUAUAUAUAGGCUAUUUCAUGUCCCUAGCUUGUUCCAUAUUUGCAAACUGCUCAGACUACUGCAUAUUCUAAGAUGAACAGCAGAUUUCUUAAAUUUCUACAAUGCCCUCACUGCAUGGACAUUUUCCUACCCUACAGACUCUAAGGAACAUGAAUACCACUGCCUGGAACACAGGUAAUAUGGUAAGCAGAGCUUUAAGAUCUCAGGCACAAAACACAUUUUGUCUUUUGUGAAUAAUUCUGACCUGGGAACUGGAUUGGAAUCAGGCUGAACAGUAAUUCUGUGUAAUGAUUUGGUGUGGAGAACUGAGCUGCUGGUGGUCAAAGAGGAGGUGGCUUAACAGGAGGCAAAAAAAAGGUGGUGUUCAGCGAGUGGCUAUGCUUUGACAGAAUACACAAGUAUCCACUUUAUGAUUUUAAAUGCUAAGAUGCUCAAAAAUUUGGAGGAAGGUAAAAAAAAAAAUGGGUUCAGAAUUGGAAAUUAUAACAAGGAAGACCUGCUUUCAUUUAUUUUCUCUUCCAUAGGGUCAACUUUUUAUUUCACAGAUUUACUUAUUGAAUAAAGUAAAUAAAUAUCAAAAGUCUGUGAUGUUCCAGCACUAGAAGUAGAAAUGGAGAAAGAAAAUAAUGGCAAAUGAAUCCAUGAGUGAGAUAAAGGUCUACAUAUAGCAGAACAGACUCUCAGCAGCUUGGCAAGAAUUCUGUUAAGUAAAGUUAUUCCCUUACAGAACAAUAAAUCACUGUGUACUAAUGAACACUUUUGUAUAAUGGGGUUACAGAAUUUUUCAUCAGCGUUAGUCACCACAAAGCCAGAUUGUCUGUCAGAUUACCACAAAACCAGGUAAUUUCUGUACAUGUAUUUCUUUACCUCUUUGUUCUCUGGUAGUGGGUUCUGUUACUCCUGUGCUUUUUGUGUGUGUCUGUCUUUUACUGUAAUUGUUGUCAUGUGAGAGUAAGAGUUUAUUCUGCAUAGUCUCAGUAUGUCUUUGAAAAACAAUAAAAAGGUCUCUCUUAAAGGCUCACGUCUUAAAAA
This is a messenger RNA of Aquila chrysaetos chrysaetos, 4034 nucleotides long. Its product is annotated as histone H1.11L-like. Bases 9 to 674 code for a protein of 221 amino acids. The record is from RefSeq and is a predicted model, not a curated record. NCBI's taxonomy places the organism in Eukaryota, Metazoa, Chordata, Aves, Accipitriformes, Accipitridae. Gene Ontology annotation, molecular function: DNA binding; structural constituent of chromatin. Gene Ontology annotation, cellular component: nucleosome. The transcript is spliced from 2 exons. Gene Ontology annotation, biological process: nucleosome assembly.